Suillus fuscotomentosus is the source of this 297-nucleotide messenger RNA. RefSeq lists its product as uncharacterized. The record is from RefSeq and is a predicted model, not a curated record. Lineage: Eukaryota; Fungi; Basidiomycota; Agaricomycetes; Boletales; Suillaceae. The annotation marks the transcript as partial. The transcript has a single exon.
GAAAAUACCAUUCUCUUGCUGCCAUCCAGUGUUAGUGCUUCGAUUCAAACGUCGACUUGCCGUGAUGAUAUUGCCUGCAUCGAAGAGAAACUUCGUGAUGCUCAAUGUCACGACUGUCUCUACAAACUCCAAAAUGCCCUGCGUGCCAGAGUUCAUCUCAUCAAACACAGGAAUAGGGAAACCUGUGGUCAAAGGGCCAACACUUGUGCAGCAUCCAUAAUUAGUCGCUUGGAUGGCAAGAUCAAGAUGAUAGCUGACAAGUAUCGCACCGCUCAUGAGUGUUUGAUCGUGUUGUGA